Molecule: messenger RNA, 1056 nt
Organism: Diaporthe amygdali
Lineage: Eukaryota; Fungi; Ascomycota; Sordariomycetes; Diaporthales; Diaporthaceae
Exons: 4
Coding region: 1-1056 (351 amino acids)
Biological process (GO): endoplasmic reticulum to Golgi vesicle-mediated transport; protein retention in ER lumen
Cellular component (GO): cis-Golgi network; endoplasmic reticulum; membrane
Molecular function (GO): ER lumen protein retrieval receptor activity
Source: RefSeq, a predicted model, not a curated record
AUGACGGCGUGGAAUCUCUUCCGCAUCGCGGGAGACUUCUGUCACCUGGCGUCCAAAUUCAUCCUCAUGACCUCGAUACACCGCAAUCGAAGUGCCGAAGGCGUCUCUUUCAUCACCCAAGUGCUCUACUGCGUUGUCUUCCUCGCCCGCUACACCGAUCUAUUCGGCCGCGGCCAAUAUGUCUACAACAUAAUAUUCAAGAUCUUCUACAUCCUGUCCUCAUUCUACAUCAUCGGUCUCAUGCAAUGGGUCUUCCCCCGGACUCGAGAGAAGGAGCUGGCCUGGAAGCUGGGUGCAGCGUGCUUCUUCGGCGGUCUGCUCCUGUCGCCGUUUACCAUGUUGAUCUUCCAAGGAAAGGAUGAAUGGAGCAUGUUCUACUGGCUUUGGAACCUCUCGUACAUCCUCGAGUCCGUCUGCGUCCUCCCGCAGCUCCUCCUCCUCCGCCAGACCAGCGUUCCCACCGUCAUCGACAGCUACUACCUACUCGCGCUGGGUCUGUACCGCGGUCUCUACGUCCUGAACUGGCUGGCGCGCGAGCUCGACAUCCAGGACAUCAAGCCCAAGCCCGUGCAGAUCAUCUUCGGCCUGAUCCAGACGGCCCUGUACGUCGACUUCGCGUGGGUAUAUUACACCCGCCAGCGCGUCAAGCUCCGCAGCGGCGGCGUCGUCGACGCGGACGACAUGCGCCGGAGCUGGCUGCUGCGGCGCAUCUUCGGCAAGCACGUUGACACCCAGGGCGGGCGCGGCGGGGACGACGACGAGGAGAGCGCUCCCGCUCUCGGGAACGGGCGCGGCCCGAAGCGGUCCGCCUGGGGCCGUAGGGGCAUCUCGGUCAGCGCGGACGACGGGGUCUUGGGCGGGGACGCAGAGGCGUUCAGCGAGGAGGAGCACGGCAUCCUGGGCGCGGACGGCGAGUCGGUCGACCCUGAUGCCAAGAUGAAGGAUCCCGACGAGCUUGCCCUGGCCCUGGAUGAUGACGAUGACGAGGGGGGAGGCAGCUCCGGUAGCUCGAGGGUACCUGCUGAUGUUAGGGGCGGUGAUGAGUGGCGCGACUAG